Molecule: messenger RNA, 2705 nt
Organism: Aphanomyces astaci
Lineage: Eukaryota; Oomycota; Saprolegniomycetes; Saprolegniales; Verrucalvaceae
Exons: 7
Coding region: 45-2705 (886 amino acids)
Biological process (GO): protein export from nucleus
Molecular function (GO): nuclear export signal receptor activity
Source: RefSeq, a predicted model, not a curated record
CGCCGCCGCCGAAUAUUUUGCAAGCAAUCUCGACCCCUGACGUCAUGAGCUACGCGAGCUUGGACGAAGCUUUGGACAUCGCCCUUGGGUUUUCACCAAAGUCGACUCCUGAAGGACGCCAGUUGGCAGUGAACUACUUGGCUCAGUACAAGACGUUUCCGUACGCGUUGCAGUUCCUGCAAACCUCGACAAACGAGAAGCAGCUUUGGUUUGCCACGUCGACGUUGGAGGAACUGGUUCGUUCUCGAGUGGACCUGGAUUGCUCUCCAUUGAUUACCCUGCUUUGGAGCGUCGUGAUGGAGCCGUCGACGAACCUGCCCAAGUACAUUGUCGACAAGCUGCGGUUGGUGCUUGUCUACGCCGUGCUGCGACACAACUCCCUGUCUGAACUGUGCGUUCAGAUCCUCGACGCAGUGGACACGUUGCAAUCGAACGGCACCGUGCGGCAGCCUACGUUGGACGUGUGGAGCUGCUUGUGCGAGGAAAUGUCCAUGUCCCAGAACGAGUCGACGCCAGGGGUGUUUGUCGAGCUCACGAGGGACCGCAUGGCCCACCACGCGCAGUUCGAAGCGCAUGUGAUGUCCUUUGCCACCGAAGUGGUCAAGUUACUGCGUCAUUUCCAACACCAGGUGGCCGUCCAGUCGCCGUCGUUCUCGGACGCGGCGCUGGCCACGACCCUUCGCAUCGCCGGGUUCAUCAGCACGUUCCGGUUCGCGGGGGAUGGCGCCGCCGAUAUCGUGCGGGACAUGAUCGUGCUGGCGAUGGAGUUUGCUGCCUACCCCCUUCGACAACAUACGCCGUCGUCCUCACAAAGCAGCAGCAUUCGUCUGGCGUUGUCAAGCAACGCCGCAUGCAACGCAUUGUGCACGAUCGUCGCGACCAAGUGGCCGAGGGAUGUGACGGUCGUCGUCGUCAACUGUGCGCUGGACGGGUUGUUGGCAUGGCUCGCCUUGUUGUCGGAAUCCGCGGUCCAGCGCGCCGUGGAUCAUGAUCAUGAUGAUGCAUACUUGGACACUGUGAGUGCAUUCGUAGAGACGUUUCUAUCCCACCAUCUGCGGCAUUUGCAUCAUGCGCGGUACAUCGCGUCCUUGUCGGCGCUGCUGGGGCAUGUGGUGACGCUCACGUCGCUCCAGCCCCACGUAUCGGGGUUGUUUCAUUGCUUGACCGUAUGGGAAGUAUUCGUCUCGCAUGUGGAAGACAUAGAAGAGAACGAGAUGGGACGUCAAUCUAACGAUGGUCUGUUGCGAUCAUACGAAGUGGGUCUCGUGGGUGUCAUGCAGCUCUUGGUUGAGCGCAUUCUGUUUGCAUCCAACGGGCCACAACUUGGCGAACUCGACGAAGAGGAAGGAGGCGGCAAUCCUACUACUACUACUACUCGAUCAACCUACGACGAAUAUGCCGACAAGGAAGACGAUAUUGCCACGGGCGCCCUCGUGGAUCAAGAUCAAACGUCAACCGAGUUGUCGGACCUGAAAGCGUUUGUAUUUGAGUGCUUUUCGCUCGUCCGACGGAUUACACGGCUUCCAGGAUGUGCGCAACCGUUGCUGACGACGUUGCUGCCGUCGGUCAAGGCCUCGGUAAGCCUCUUCAAGACCAUCCAUCACACGUCGAUUCCAGCGGAUGGCACUGCGGAACGCCAUGCGGUGCACGACUUGACUGUGCAGUGUGCGCUGCUGUCGUGUGUGUCGGCCCAGCACGUGACCAACAGCAACGUCGUCGCAGAUAAGUCCACUGGGUGGGAUAUUUUGGUGUUGUUUGUCGACUUGGCCGAAUAUAUCACCACGCAUCGCGUGCACACUCGCGGCGCGGCCUUUGUCGACCUCGAGUGUGAAGUACUGUCCUGUGUGCGGCUUUGCAUGAGCUGCGUGCCGUUCGUGUAUGAGAACGGCGGGUCAGACCCCCUCAAGUCCGUGGGCGAGUCGAUGGUCCGGUUGAUUCUAGCUACACUCGACACGUCCAUCGUCCCGUCGCCUCUGAAUGUGAUGCAGUCGGCGUUGAACCUGCUCGCGGGGAUGGGGUCGGUAUUUCCAUAUGCGAUCCAAGUCGAGAUCCCGUCACUGGGGCACUUGUAUGCGAAUUUGCAAGAUUUUUGUUUGCAUUUGAGUCCGUCUGUCCAGUGUCAACUGUACACGGCGCUGGCCCACAACGUACUCAGCACUGGUUUGAGUGUGGCUUCGUUUUCGUCGCUCGUGACGCCCGUGCUCACGUCCGUGGUGGAGUCGGUGGUUACGAUGCAGCAGAACGCGCAGCGGGUGCUCGAGCCGGCGCUGUUGGCUCAGCUCAUGCGGGACAUCUCUAUCUGCCGAGCUCUGGCGCGGGUGGUGCUGACCAAACCCAAGCAGGUCAAAUUGAGCUUUUACUCGCAAAUGCAUGGCGUGCUGCCGUACACUCUGGACGCCGUCCGUGUCUACAUGAACGUGCUUCCCCAGUGUCCGCCGAGCCAGCUCUCUUCGGCCGUGGGUGCCAUCCACGACCUCAUUGGGUUCUACUCGGACUUGUUUCGCUCGAUCCGAAAGGAACUACCGACAGACGUCGUCGGCGCAACCGUGACGACCCUUGUGGAGCUCUUUCAGCACGGCCAGUUUGCGUCCAAGCUGGAGGCGCUGGGGGCCCCAGGUACGGCCGUGCUGUGUGCAUUCUUGAAAUUGCUGCGCAUUUUGGUCGAGGAAUACUCGCCUACGCUCGCGGGGCUCUUGCACAGGUAA